AAAUUACAAACUUGGUGUCACUUUAGUAGUCGGAAUGAGUUUACUCUUCCCUCAUAUCAUAGCUUAAUUAAUUAAGCAAAUUAUGGCACCUGUUUCAGGGGUUGGAUUAAUUGUGCCGGAGACGUUGACGGAGGAUAACUACGAGCAAUGGAAGCGUUGUCUGAAGAAUUAUUUGGUCGGGCAUGACCUAUGGGGCGUUGUCUCCGGGAAAGAACCCGAGCCGGAUAAAAGAGAAGAAGAAUUACACGCCAAUUGGAAGAGGAAAAAUGCGUUGGCGUCGCAUGCCAUUCAAUUGUCGUGUGGAACGAGUAUAUAUUCCAAGUUCGACAAGGUACAUGUAUCCGCUUUGUAUGCAUGGACUCAUCUCGCGGAAAAGGCUUUGGUGCCGCGACUGCCACCUUCGUCCGAUCAUGAAGAUGAACAUCAAGUCGUAGAAAACGAGACCAAAACAUACCUCAAAUACGAAGUCCUUUACCGUGCAAUAGAAGACGGCGAUUUUCAGAAAACGAAAGCCAUGAUUGAACAAACACCGGAUGCAGUUAGAGCAAGGGUAUCAUCUCACAACGAUACAGCUCUCCACGUUGCAAUUUUAUGCGGAUACAUAGAGAUCGCCGAUUAUUUGGUAGGCAAGAUGGAGGGGCGCGACUUGGCGAUGAUCAAUGACUAUGGAGCGACUGCGCUAUCUCUUGCCGCGAUAUGUGGUGCGACCAAAUUGGCGAAGUUAAUGGUGAAUAUGAACAAUAGUUUACUGACCAUGGAAAACGAGCACGAGGAUGGCCAGCUUCCGGUGAUCGUUGCAGCUUUGUAUGGACAGAAAAAAAUGGUUCAUUAUCUCUACAACGCGACGCCAAAAUCGAAGUUGAGCUUGGAAAAUGGCGAGAAUGGAGUGAAGCUGCUCAAUUGUCUUAUUACUGCGGAAAUUUAUGAUACUGCUUCGAUGCUUCUUAAAAAGUAUCCUAGAUUGGGUAUCACGCCGGACUCUACUGGCCAUUAUGCUCUGAAAAUAUUGGCGCAAAAGCCCUCGGCAUUUCCUAGCGCGACCAAGUUUGCGCUUUGGGAGAAAUGGAUCUAUUAUUGUGUUCGAAUUCAUUCUCCUUGGGACGAUGAAAAAGGACCAUCGCCGCAUGGUGAAGACAACACCGACAAUGUGGAGCACAGAACAGUUCAUAUUCACGAACCAACUCGAGAAGAAUUUGAUAACAAUAACAUGCAAGACGAUGAGAACCCUACUUUUCGAGGUUUGUUCCAUAAAUUAGGGUGGACCAUAUUAGGAUGCUUUGUUCCGAAGAUAAAAUCAAUCCAUCAUAGAAAAUUGGUACACGACGAAUCUAUGAAACUCCUAAGUAGCAUGUUCCAGGAGCUACAAACAUUGAGCGAUAUGGAGCUUCGAAAUAUGGGCAUUGACUCAAUAAUUUACGAUGCUAUAAAGCACGGGAUUAUUGAGUUCAUAUCCGAGAUGCUAAAGUAUAAGCCGGAGGUCAUAUGGAAGAAAGAUGAAAAGGGAAGAACAAUUUUUGCACAUGCGAUUGUGCUACGACAAGAAAGUAUAUUUGGCCUCAUACAUGGCCUUGGAAUCAAGAAAAACAUAAUGGCGCGCAGACACGACGCUUUCAAAAACAAUUACUUACAUCUCGCGGCAAAAUUAUCUCCGCCUUCUCAACUAGCGCGUGUUUCUGGAGCAGCGCUGCAAAUGCAACGGGAGCUACAGUGGUUUAAGGAAGUCGAGAGCAUUGUUCAACCAAAGCUCAAAGACGAAGUAAACGAGAACAACAAAAACCCCGAAACCCUUUUCACGGACGAGCACAAGGCCCUAAUGGCCGAGGCGGAAACUUGGAUGAAAAACACCGCGGGGUCGAGCAUGAUCGUGGGAACCCUUAUUGCAGCCGUCAUGUUCACCACAGCUUUCACCGUACCCGGUGGUAAUAGAAACGACAAUGGCCAACCAACCAUGUUAGAAACUCACCCAACUCCAUUUCUCAUAUUUAUGAUCUCCAACGCGCUCUCGCUCUUCACCUCCUCGACCUCCUUGCUAAUGUUCCUCGGAAUUCUUACAGCGCGCUACGCCGAGGAAGAUUUCCUCAAGUCAUUGCCCACAAAGUUGAUUUUCGGGCUCACUUGCUUGUUCCUAUCCAUUGUUACGAUGAUGGCAUCUUUUGGGGCCGCGUUGUAUUUGAUCCUCCAUGAGAAGCUGUCUUGGAUCACUAUCCCGAUCAUUGUUCUAUCGGUCAUCCCCAUCGUUCUUUUUUCCAUGUGCCAAUUUCCGAUAUUAAUUGAGAUGAUCGCGCGCACUUACAACUCGAGGAUUUGUAAUAAUCCUAAGAAGAAUGUUCCCGUUGCUAUGCGUCUCGGUUAAUUUUUUUAGCCUAGCGAGCGAUAUGUUUUCUUCGAUGUUGUUUGUACUUUCAAUUUGUUGAAUGUUUUUGUUGAGGAUUGAUUUCGAGCGGUAUUUGAGUAAGUACCGAAGUUUGAUGUAAUGUUUUGUAUAAAAAAAAAUGAUUGUGUUAUAUGUUUGAAUUUUUUGAGAAGUAA
Molecule: messenger RNA, 2529 nt
Organism: Andrographis paniculata
Lineage: Eukaryota; Viridiplantae; Streptophyta; Magnoliopsida; Lamiales; Acanthaceae
Exons: 8
Coding region: 83-2353 (756 amino acids)
Molecular function (GO): protein binding
Source: RefSeq, a predicted model, not a curated record